UUUGGGACGGAUUUCAGCGAUCGCUCAGUGCCUGGAGGGGAAGCUGCCGGAUUCCCGGGCAGUUUGGAGCUCUUCCCCGCUCAAGCCGCCGUGCAAGAUGAGCGUAGCUGUGGAAGAAGCCGUCUUGCCGUCCAUCUCCACUUUUGCCGGCUUGGUGCCGCUGGAAGACAGGCAACCCGAUAUGAGGCAGAUCCUUCCUCACGCGGAGGGCGCCGCCGGCAUCAAGAGGGAAGCGGACGAGCUCGGCAACUUCGUCGACCUGGAGUUCAUCCUGGCGCACACCGCCAACGGGCAGCCCAAUGGAGGGGCGCCGCCGCCCGCCCACCCGAACCCCAACUACCCCUUGCCGGAGACGCCCGAGAGCUGCGGCACCACGUACGACAGCGACGGCUCCAACUACCAGCCCGCGAACAAGUACGCGGCGGCGGCGGCAUCCUACUUGCCCAGCCCCGGGCACAGCUACGUGGCUGAGCUUUUCACGCAGGACUUGCAGCCGCCGCCCCAACAGCCGCCGCCGCCGCCGCCCUCCUCGGGCCCCUGCGAUCUCCAGCGGCGAGAAUACACGGAGCUGCGCGCCGCCGGCCUGGCCCACGCGCACGCCGGCCUCCCUCGGGGUCUGCCCCUGGAGCACCUGCGGGUCAAGCAGGAGCCUAUGGACGGCCAGCCCUGCAUGCUGAGCGGGCCCGCCGAUUAUCUGGGGCCCCCUUCCGCGGCCGCCCCCGCGCCGCUAGACCACAAGCCGCUCUUGAUGCAGCCCAUGAUCCACCAGGGGCCUCCCCCGCCCCCGCCCCAGGCGGCCUCUUGUUUCCCCGCCGAGCAGAUGGGCCCGGGGCCGCACUGCCAGUUGCUGGGCGACCUGAACGGGCCGAUGGGAGCCCUCCCGCAGCACCAGCAGCAGCACCAGCAGCAGCAGCACCACCCGCACCCCUACCAGCGAGCCCCGCACCUCUUCCAGCCAAAUUUCGCCGGGCACGUCCCGCCCCAGUUCCAUGGACACUUCAGCGUCUUGCGGGAGCCCCUGAAGGCCCCCCACGCGCAGGGCCUACACGGGCUCCUGGUCACGCCGCCCCACUCGCCCGUACUGGAUUACUAUUCCCCGAUGGGCCCCCCGGAGGAGUGCAAGCCCAAGAGGGGCCGGAAGCCCUGGGCUCGCAAGCGCACGGCCACCCACAACUGCGAGUUCGCCGGGUGCGGCAAGACCUACACCAAGAGCUCCCACCUCAAGGCGCACAUGCGGACCCACACGGGUGAAAAGCCAUAUCACUGUAACUGGGAAGGCUGCGGUUGGAAAUUUGCACGGUCAGAUGAACUAACACGCCAUUACCGCAAACACACCGGUGUCCGGCCCUUCCAGUGCCAUCUAUGCGACCGUGCUUUCUCCCGAUCAGAUCAUCUGGCUCUGCACAUGAAGAGGCAUGUGUGAAGUGUGGCUGGCUCCCCCUCCCUGGGCCAUUUGGGUGGGAUGUGGUGGGGUUGAAGAAGACGAAGGGAUGGGGUGUACAAAGAGACUGAAUGAGGACUCUAUUUAUGAAGGGAUGGACCUUCCCCCUCCCCUUUAUUGGAGUAGCUAAUUUAUGUAUAUAGUAGUGGAACAUUUUAAAUAUUUAAAGAGGAAGCCCAUCUUUUUCUUCCACAGCAAGGUGGAAGGGCUUUAUGUAUUUAAGAGUGAAUAGUUAUAUGUACAGAUCUGGCUGCCACAGGUGCGAGGCUCUAUGGGAAAAAAUGCACUGGAAGAAAGUAUGUGGGCAGUAUAAUUGUGCAAGUAUCUCUCUGCCAGUCCCCCAUCCAAAUGUUCAGUAUGCCAUAGCGCAAAGAGUACAUCAGCCAUCUCAAGCUGUUUCUAAGAUAACAGUACUAGUUUUUGUAUGUUUUGCUCCACAAUGUUUUUUAUGUCUGCCCUUCUUGUAAUUAAAAGCGCUCCAUCUUGUCAAAUUAUAUUUAAAAUGUAAAAUUCCUACAGGUCACACACACACAUACGCCCACAAACAAAGAAAGGAUAGCUUGGCUUGCACUGGGUAUCACUUUUUAAAUGAAUUGUAAAAUGUAAAUAUUGUUCACUGUGUCCCUUAUACCAAACUGUGGGAAAAGAGUGUCAGACAAAUAUGUCAGUUUUUAUUUUGCCAAAAUCUACCAAUAGCAUUUUUUAUAUUAAAAGGUUUUUUAAUGACAUUUUAUUUCAGCUGUAAAGCUUCCAGUUUGGUCAGUCUAUUGAGACCAAUGAUGUAAUCCUUCUUAAAGCAAGUAACAUCCACCAAUAAGACUCCACGCUGUCAGCACUGAGUGUUGGGGAUAAUCCAGCAGAAGAAACUAAAGCUGUCACUUCUGGAACAGGCUGUAAAACAAAUAUAAGCGCUGAACAAAGAUAAAACUUUGUAGGUUGCAUGAGCUGAAAUAUUUAGGGGGGCAAUAUUCUGAGUUAAGUGCACUCAGAAAUAAAACAACAAUCCAACAUAUUCUGCCAGGGACCAAAUCUUGGUUUGGCUUGCUUUUGAAGAACCAAAGAGUAAGGUUUUUUAAAAAAAAUGCAGUCCUGUAUGUGCUUACUCAGAAGCAAGUCCCAUUGAAUCUCACUUCAGUAAAGGAUUGUAUGGUAUUGAAAUUUUAAAAUGUAUUGUAUGUUUUUUCUUGCUCAGGGAUGCUGUUAAACAGAACAAAAAUGACCUUAAUAUUCUGGUUUUUUUUCCCUGCAAGAUUAUGAGACCACAUGUUUUUAAGCAGAACUUUGAAAUGUUUUCUUGUGGAAGCAAAUGAGGAACAAGUUGGAAUAUUUCAGUGCUGCCAACCAAAUCCAGGUUCUUAUAGAAUACAAUUACUGUAUCUGCAUGCUUGGUUGAAAGGAAGUAAAGCAUAUUGAACUCAGUGGGAAUCCUUGACAAAUAAGCAUGCGUAGUGGCCUUCCCAAUUAGUCUUCCAGACUAUAACUUCUUCCAGCCUCCCCAUAUAAUCUUCCAGACUGUAACUUCCCCAAUGUCUGAAAAACAGGCAUACUGGCUUACUAAGGCUUAUUAGAGGAUAGUCCAAAACAUUGUAGGACUCCAUGUUAGGUAAGGCUGAUUUAGAGGAUUGAAAACUUGACCAGCUGGAAAUCCUACUGCAUACAUUUAUGCCCACACAAGCUAAUGACAUCAUCAGCUGCAAGCUUUUAUGGCUCAUUAAAAUGUUCCUAUUCCAUUCCCCAGUUUCUGAGGCUCUAUCAGGAUCCUUCUUGAUCUGAGGAAGCUGUUGGGAGCAUUGAGGGAAACCUCUAAUGUCCCCAAAUCACAGCAAUGGUACCAAUCUUUGUGGCAGGAUGCUGGUGAUGAUUUCAGUGCAUUAAAGACUUCCCGCCCCACCCCAGCCCAUCCUGAGGAUUUUGCAGGUCAAAAGGGAUCCCAAGGAAGCCUCAGAAGCAGAGGGUGGAGUAGAAUAGGAAGCUUUUCAUAAGUGAUGAAAGCCCAUGGCUGACAACAUCACCACUUGCACUGACGCAUAUGUAUAUGUUGUACAGUAUAUGUAUAUACGCAUGUAUACAUAUGUUUACUUGGAAGUCAAAUCUCACUACAUUCAACAGAGCUAGGAAGUGGCUUUUUUUUUGGGGGGGGUUCAAGCUCCCAGAAUUCCAGCAGCGAUAAUAGUCAUGCUGGUUGGUGGAUUUGUGGUGCUUUAGUUCCCAAAAGAAACCUCUCCAGACCUCUGCUGCAACAAGCCUUACUCUCAGCUUAAUGUACAAUGUCUGCAGCUAAACUAACUGGUUUUAACAACCAGAUAGCUGUGCAUCUACCUAUCGAUGACACCUCAAAGGUGUUUUCUGGGAUAUUUAAAGCCACUUAAUUGCCUUUGAAUAUAGGAAAGAAAGCCAUCUUUACUAUUUCUCAGCCGAUCUGUGAAGCAGGAAAUGCUUCCAAGGCUUCCGGAGGUUUAUGAAUUCAUUUGAUCACUUUUCUUUCCAAGAGCACUAACACUCAUGGUCCUCUUGUCUUUUACGCCAUCGUUGCUUUCAAGACUUUGUAUUUAUUUGCAAAAGCAGAAAAACAGAGAGCACAAAAGCUUCACAAAUUUAGCGGUUUGUCUAUUAAACGGAUACUUUGGGGGAAUAAACAACAGUAUGGCCAAAACUUUUAAAGCACAGAUGGGACAUCUUUGGCUCUUCAGAUGUUUUAGACUUCAGCUCUCACAGCCCUUCCAUAUUAACUAUGGUGACUGGACCAAAGUCGUUGUCGUUGUCCCCCCCCCCCCCAAUU
This is a messenger RNA of Pogona vitticeps (central bearded dragon), 4220 nucleotides long. RefSeq lists its product as uncharacterized. Gene Ontology annotation, biological process: regulation of transcription by RNA polymerase II. The record is from RefSeq and is a predicted model, not a curated record. NCBI's taxonomy places the organism in Eukaryota, Metazoa, Chordata, Lepidosauria, Squamata, Agamidae. Gene Ontology annotation, molecular function: DNA-binding transcription factor activity, RNA polymerase II-specific; RNA polymerase II cis-regulatory region sequence-specific DNA binding.